AUCUCUCCUCAUCCAUCAUGGCGUCGCACGGCCCGGCUUCAGCUCCCGCAUCACUGGGGCGGGACCGCGGUGGGUCGGACUGCCAGCCGUUGGGCACUUCCGCCAGGCUCGGGUUUCCUUCGACUCGGCAUUUAAAUUGAGCUGCAGGACAUCAGCUGCUGCUACAUCCAGCGCUGUGCAGUGACAGAAAAUAAACCGUAGCGCUAGCAAAACAGGUUGCUUUUAUUUUUUGACUAGAAAGCGACAGCAAUAAUAUUUGACCCUGAGGAGGUUUGGGUUGUUUUAUUGGCUGAAGAGCGGGAGCAGUUGAACAAUAACGGUGGUUGAGCUCUGACAGCAGCUCGGUGCAUCAUUUUUGGGAUUCCUCCGCUAGCUCUUGGACGGAAUUGAAUAGCGGUAACGCGAUGUUGUGCAUGAGCAGAAUGAUCUAGGUUUUUCUGGGCAGUGUUUGUUUACUGAUAUAAAUUGGUAAACAGAACAAAACUCCCUGAAUGCAGUGUUUUUUUUCCGGCCCAGGAGCAUAAGUGGCCUGGACUUUGGAGGACCGAUGGACUGGAUGAUGAGAGUGCAUUUGAAGGGUCAGGUUUAAAUUCUGAUAAAUAGAACAGUUCAAUUUUUUUUUUUUUUUUUUUAAUUGUAGGCACUACCAGAGACAAAAUCUUAAAUAGUUUAAAUAGGCUUAAUAUAAUAUCAGGCCAAACUUGAAUAUUACCAUCAACAACAACACCACUCACCACCCACUUAGGGAAGCAGGACUUUUGCUGUUAUUUCAUCUAUAAAUAUAAAUAUUAACUUUUUUUCCCUUUUCCCUCAAAACAGCCUUUUAAAAUAGGAAACAGUAAUUAAAAAAUGUUUUUAUGUAUGUAAUGUACCAUUUUUGAUUUGAGGUGGACCUUGAAUUAAGUUAGCUCUUGGCUCUUUAGUUUUAAUUUGGAGGUCAUCUUGUUUUAUAUGUGGUGAAAUCUCACUUUCAGAUUGACAUUGAAACUAAUAUUUAAUCCCUAAAGGACAUCACAAAUUUGUGCUCAACAAACCGCAUCUUUGACUAGUUCUACAUAUUGGAGGCUUUACUAUUCUAAUAAUAAGCAACCAGCAACCAUGUUCAGCUGGCUUGGAACCGACGACAGGAGGAAGAAGGAGCCAGAAGUCUUUCAGACUGUCAGCGAAGGACUGAAGAAGCUUUACAAAACCAAACUCCUGCCGCUGGAGGAAAGCUACAAGUUCCACGAGUUCCACUCCCCGGCUCUGGAGGAUGCUGACUUUGACAACAAGCCCAUGGUCCUACUGGUGGGUCAGUACUCCACUGGCAAGACAAGCUUCAUACGCUACCUGUUGGAGCAGGAUUUUCCUGGAAUGCGGAUAGGCCCCGAACCCACCACGGAUUCCUUCAUCGCGGUGAUGCACGGCGACACAGAGGGAGUCAUUCCCGGGAACGCUUUGGUGGUUGACCCCAAGAAGCCCUUCAGAAAGCUGAACGCAUUUGGAAACGCAUUCCUCAACAGGUUUGUGUGUGCCCAGCUGCCGAACCCAGUGCUGGAAAGCAUCAGUGUGAUCGACACACCAGGGAUUCUGUCUGGAGAGAAACAGAGAAUCAGUCGAGGUUAUGACUUUGCGGCUGUCCUGGAGUGGUUUGCGGAGCGAGUGGACCGGAUCAUAUUACUGUUUGAUGCCCACAAACUGGACAUUUCUGAUGAGUUCUCAGAGGUGAUAAAGGCCCUGAAGAACCAUGAAGACAAAAUAAGGGUUGUGCUGAACAAAGCUGACCAGAUAGAGACCCAGCAGUUGAUGAGAGUCUACGGUGCCCUGAUGUGGUCACUAGGGAAAAUAGUCAACACCCCUGAGGUGAUCCGUGUCUACAUCGGUUCAUUCUGGUCCCACCCUCUGCUGAUCCCUGACAACAGGAAGCUGUUUGAGGCGGAGGAGCAGGACUUAUUUAAGGACAUUCAGUCUUUACCGAGAAAUGCAGCGCUUAGAAAACUCAACGAUCUGAUCAAGAGGGCAAGACUAGCCAAGGUCCAUGCCUAUAUCAUCAGCUCACUGAAGAAAGAGAUGCCUUCUGUGUUCGGGAAGGAGAACAAGAAGAAAGAACUAAUCGGCAGUCUGGGAGAUAUUUAUAAACGCAUUGAAAGAGAGCAUCAGAUAUCACCUGGAGAUUUCCCAAAUUUGAAGAAGAUGCAGGAUCAACUCCAGGCUCAGGAUCUCACCAAGUUCCAGCCUCUGAAACCCAAACUCCUGGAGGCAGUUGACGACAUGCUAGCCAAUGACAUUGCUGGCUUAAUGGUCCUGGUCCGUCAAGAAGAAACGCAGCGUCCUAACCCAGUUGUGAAGGGCGGUGCCUUCGAUGGCACUUUGGACGGCCCCUUCGGCCACGGGUAUGGCGAAGGCGCCGGUGAAGGCAUCGACGAAGCGGAGUGGGUCGUCGCACGUGACAAACCGGCUUAUGAUGAGAUUUUCUACACAUUAUCUCCUGUCAACGGAAAGGUGACUGGAGCCAACGCCAAGAAGGAGAUGGUGAAGUCAAAACUGCCCAAUACAGUGCUGGGAAAGAUCUGGAAGCUGGCAGAUAUCGAUAAGGAUGGGAUGCUGGAUGAUGAGGAGUUUGCGCUGGCCAAUCACCUGAUAAAAGUGAAACUGGAAGGACAUGAACUGCCAUCAGAGCUGCCAGCACACCUGGUGCCCCCAUCCAAGAGGAAAAUACUUGAGUAAAUGUAAGAUUACCUCAACUCCCUGCUCCAAAACCUGUAAGUAGACCCCACACCCAUCUCCAGAGAAAAUGAUUCGCAUUAAAAGAGGUAGAAGAAGUUUCCUGUAGCGUUAUAGCAAAAAAAAUCCCCACACAACCCACCGUGUUGCCCAGUCUUUCCUUACCUUCAAGAGGCAAAUAUUAGAACAAAUUAUUCAGUUAAAUUCAGUUUUUACACAUAGCUCUAUAGGAUUUGACUUCCUAGUAAGAUUUGGAUUUAAAUGCAAUAUUUCUGCAGUGCUGACAUAACUUUUACCAGGGUAGAAAAACUGGAUCUGGAUGAGUUCUUUAAUUAAAGUCAAGUCUUUUAGACCAGUGUCUUCUUUCUUUUAUGUAAAGUGGAGAUAUUGGGAAAUGUCAGGUAGGACAGGUAUUAGAGAUGUUAGGACAACUGAUAUGUUGAUUAGUAAAGGAAAACAAAACUACAAGUCUAAAACAUAAACACUGGAAUACAGAAAACAUGUAAGUCGGUCUAAACUACUGGAAGAAAAUGGGGGAGAUGCAAACAUGAGAAGACAAAAAGAAGGAAGAAAGAAUUUUUUGUUGGAGGGAUUAUUUUGGGAGAAGGAUAUAAAAUUUGCAAAUAAAUGGUUUAUCCCCAUUAAAACUUUAUCUAUAAUAGGAACUGUUAUUAUAUUGUCAACUGUAAUCAGCUCAGUAAAACUCAUGUUCAACUGCAGUAUUUCACACGACCACCAAAACAUUUCACAGCCCUUGUAUCGAGAGGUCCUGCAUUAUUUUUGGUCUCCUGGCACGGCUGAGUAUGGCUUUUGUUUCAUGGCGACAUCUUGAACAACUACAAAGAUUUCCUGUCAAAUGGCUUGAGAAUACACACAAACACAUACCAAUGUGUAAAAGCGCACACACUCACAUAAGCACAGAAAAUGAGCACCAUUCCCGGUCUGUAUUUUGUAACCACAACGACAGAGUGGAGCACCUCCAGUUAACACAAAAAAAAGAAAACGGUCUAAAUCGAUCACUAACUGUUGAAAAUUUAAAAAUGUGAUGUGCUGAUGUUAGUUAUUGUGUGUGGGAUGGAGUUUAUAUCGUCACCAUCUUGUGUUGUUGGAUGGACAUUAAGAGGCUCUUUUACAAUGGAGUAGGAGAUGCUUCUUUCAUGGGAAACAAGCAGGGGAGAACCUAAGAAUGUUAAGUGGUUUGUCUCUUCAAGGAUUUUUUAAAUAAUUCUGAAUCUCAUUAACAUGUUUAAAAGAUACUGUGACUAUAAUAUGAAACCAUACUAUGGGACACAUCAGUGUGCUGACACGCUCAGUAUAAAUGUGCUGUUGAACGUGCAGGCGCUCAUGGUUCUGUGUGGGCAGACCUGACUAUUCUAUGUAUGCAUAUGAACACAUGUAUCAGUGUUAUUAUUUGUAACGUAUAUGUACUAAGUCUUAAGCAUUGCAUAGGCUACUGAGUUGGGAUUACUCCAGUGGGUUAUUAACUGAAAAUUGAUCAGUUGCUGUUCACUAACCAAACCUUGCAGUCCAGAGAGUGAGCACACAGCUUUUUGCUUAUUUUGUGAUGAUGACAAACACUAAUCGACACAUUUUUCAAAAUGUUUCUUUUAGUUUUUGAAGAAAAAAAAAAUUGGCUUUCUAUUUCAUGUAUUUAAAAUUGUACACAUGUAAUAAAUGUAAUUCCUCUUUACAAUGUUUCUGAUGUAUUACUGUAGCAUUAUGCCAGUAUAUGUGUGUAUGUAUAUUUCACUUUAGGAUCAUAGUUUUAAUGAAUCGCUAUCAUAAGCUGAAACAAUAAACUAACUAAAAUUGGAUCCCCAUAUGAUAUGUUCACUAAUGUGUUGGGAAUUAGACAUUUUGAGCUUUAGAAUUGAUUUAACUGAAACAUUUUUUCCAGUUUAGCCAUUAAUGUCCUUCCCUGUGCGUCUCUGUGCUAUUACUGUGAAUCUAAUGUACAUAAGAAGACUGCUUUCAUUCCAUGAACACUCACUGCAUCACUUGCUCAUACUUGACAGAAGAGCCAUGAUCAGACAAUAAAAUAUCUGCUUGUUGAAUAUGAAUUCCCUAUUCUCUAUACAAAGCCCUUGAACUUGACUUGAAGUUGGUUUCAUACUGUGAGGGAUUGCAACAUGAAUUCCUGCCUACUGGUAAACAUACUAAGUGGAAACACUGGUGUUAUGGUAUUUUGUCUGUUUUUGAGAUGGUGAUGCAUUGCUUAAUCUGUACUUCACUGCUUUCCUGUCAACAUAAACAGUCUAGAAAUGUAAUAAAAUUCAUUUACUCAA
Messenger RNA from Seriola aureovittata, 4988 nucleotides. It is a transcript of the gene ehd3, whose product is annotated as EH-domain containing 3. Gene Ontology annotation, biological process: endocytosis; endosomal transport. Bases 1099 to 2706 code for a protein of 535 amino acids. NCBI's taxonomy places the organism in Eukaryota, Metazoa, Chordata, Actinopteri, Carangiformes, Carangidae. The transcript is spliced from 8 exons. Gene Ontology annotation, molecular function: GTP binding; protein binding; calcium ion binding. The record is from RefSeq and is a predicted model, not a curated record. Gene Ontology annotation, cellular component: plasma membrane; cytoplasm.